AUGUCAUUAUCGGAACUCACCGAGCAGCAACGCGCGACUAUCGGCGAUCGCGCGCGAGUAUGGGAAGUCCGACGCUUCUGCCAGGUGCUGCCAUCUGUCGUCAAAUACGUGCGUGGUUCGGACGCUGGCCUCACGAGCAGGCCAUUGGAGCCACACGGCAGAUACGUCAAGAAUGAACCAGACGGCGCGCUUGCUGCGUUGCUCCGUUGCGUCAUCCAUCAAACGGGCGCUGAUCUGGCCAUGGUCAGCUUGCUAGACGACCACACGCAAUACUUCAUCUCGGGGGCCAGUCGGGCCAACGCAGAUGAAGCCAAGGUCACCUUGGAAGACUCAACGCGAUGGUACGGAUGCGAGUCGGUAACUCAUCACGGUGGUCUGUGCGAGCGUACCAUCACGCGGCAGAAUGAGCCAGGUGGGAGCAUGGCACUCUACGAAGAGCUUGAUAUGGCUGAAUUGGAGAGAACCAAACAUCUCCCAUUUGUUCAGGGUGAUAUUGCCAAGUUCAGACAUUAUGCUGGUGUUCCUUUGAACCCCUAUGGAGGACCAAACAUUGGCACUGUGUUCACGUUCAGCUCAACGCCGUCGCACGGUGGGCUCUCGGACGCCCACCGCUCGUACUUGUUUGAGACAGCGUCACACAUUAUUCGUCAUCUGGAACAAGCAGUAGAAGCACUGGAGGGUAAGCGUGUGCUCAAGUUCAACCAAGGUGUGGCUUCUCUACUCAAGAUGGGUACGAGCGCAGGACUGGCGGCUCAGCCUGCUCACAAGGAUCUUUCAUCAGGCGGCCAUACUGAACAUGAAGUUCUGGUGUCAAACCUCUAUCCCGCUGCAGCUCUGCAGCUGUACCAUCUUUCAGCUACAUUGCUCUACGAUACUUUCGAAUUUGACGGAGUUCGCAUCCAAGAGUUGGGCUCCUCAAGCAACAAGAACCCCAUCUGGAACGGCUCCAACGUGCUAGCCGAGCAUCUCGGACCAAAAGCGCACAGGCCUCAAGAACUAAGCCACAGUCUGACAAGCAGAUUGCUUGAAUUAUUUCCACAUGGGGCUGUGUUCCAAUUACUCAAUGACACUAGCGACAUCGUUGUUGCUACGAGCGCAGACGACGUCGCUUUAGUUGAAGAUACCCUCAUACUCAAGGAGCUUUCGAAAACCUUCCUGCGGGCAGAGCAGAUCGUCUUGAUGCCACUGUGGGAUGCGUUUCACGAACGUAAUAUCGGUGCGGUCCUCGGGUUCGCCGAGAAUCAGUCAAGAGUCUAUCUCGGCUCGACGGAUCUUGCUUCCAUUUCAGCAUUCUGCACCACGAUAAUGACGCAAGUGCGGCGUCUCGAAGCUCAAGCUAUAGACAAGAUUCAAUCAGACUUUCUCGGAUCGAUCUCACAUGAAAUGCGGACACCUCUUCAUGGCAUACUAUCAAGCCUUGAGCUUUUAGCGGACACACCACACAACGCACACCAACGCGACCUGCUGGAGACGGCAAGAUACAGCGGCUUGUCAUUGCUCGAUACUAUUGAGCGCGUUCUAUAUUUCAGCAACAUCAGUUCCGGGUCGCAAAGCGCACCUCUACCAAGAUCAGACUCAUCGAACGAUGGGCUUCUCCGUUCGUCAAGUCUUGCACCUCAUCAUUCGGCAGCUUCCUCGCAAGACAAGGAUACCGUAAAGCUGAUGGAUACUUGCGAGGACAUCAUUCACAGUGAAGUACACAGGUAUCGCGUCAAAAAGGCUGUCCAGCCUGAUUCUUCGAUGCAUGGUAAGUAA
Alternaria novae-zelandiae is the source of this 1755-nucleotide messenger RNA. RefSeq lists its product as uncharacterized. The transcript has 2 exons. NCBI's taxonomy places the organism in Eukaryota, Fungi, Ascomycota, Dothideomycetes, Pleosporales, Pleosporaceae. The coding region runs from base 1 to 1755 and encodes 584 amino acids. Gene Ontology annotation, molecular function: phosphorelay sensor kinase activity. The record is from RefSeq and is a predicted model, not a curated record. Gene Ontology annotation, biological process: signal transduction.